GAGCUGCGCCAUGGCUCGGCGGCGGCGGCGGCGGCGGGCGCGGCGUCACAGGUCUGAGGGGUAAGUACUGCCGACCCUCGGAGCGCGGGGCCGGAGACCAGCUUGAACUGCUUCCUCGCCUGCCGCGGUUUGCGCCUCCCGGCGCUGUUCGUGCUCCACUGUGGAGCUCGCCCGAGUGGCCAGUCGCCCGGGUCCCCGGCUUCCUCCUCAGUCUAGUGGGGAUAACAGUGAUCCCACCCGCACGGGCCUGUCGGGGCCUAACACUGCCUGGCGGGUGGGAGAGACGUUAGCCAGUGUCGUGUCGUUUUGUGGGGGAGAGUGCCGUCCAAAGUAGUGAGUCUCAAAGUGCUAGCUUGAAAGCAAAAUAUUCAGCAAACACGUAUUGCCUACGGUUUGCCGGACUUUGUUAGUGGAGUUUACUCUCUGACUGGGAAUCAGUUUUAUUUUGAAGACCCUGGUGUUUUCGUACUGCAAACCACAGACCGUAAACUGGAGCAUAGAUCUGGCUGGGGGACCGGGCUGCCGCUUGCGGUUCUCCAGGACGGGUCGAGCAGUUUUUGUUUACCAAAAAAAGCGAGCGUUUGGUCGGUUGCAGAACGCGCUCUAGAAUGCUGGUCGCUGAUUCGUUGGCGAAUGGCCAUCCAAGGCCUGGCCUGGAUCUGGCGGGAAGGGUCUCGGCUUGCUGCAGACGGUGCACAAAACCAGACGCCAAGACGAUCUGAAGAGAACAGGAGUUCCCCCGGCCCUGGGAAGGCUUCCUGGAGAAGGAGGUGCUGGUAGAUGCGGGGUUAGGGUGGAAAAGCUGGAGCAGGACACCGCAGGUGGGUGGGGAAAACGAGACCAGACUCCUGUGGCCAGUGGAGGAGAAUGAAGACUCCCCCGGUGCAGAAGAGGAUUAGAAAAGAAUGUCAGCUGAAAAGAGUUUAUCUGAAAGCGCAAGACGUUCAAAGCACACUUUAGAAAGAAUGCAUUCCAUGAAAGACAAAGCUGGUCAAAAGUGCAAGCCUAUUGACGUGUUCGACUUUCCUGAUGAUUCUGAUGUCUCAAGCAUUGGCAGGCUGGGUGAAAAUGAGAAAGAUGAAGAACCUUAUGAGACCUUUGAUCCUCCUUUACAUAGCACAGCUAUAUAUGCUGAUGAAGAAGAAUUCUCCAAACAUUGUGGACUGUCUAUCCCUUCAACUCCUCCAGGAAAAGAAGCAAAAAGAAGUUCAGACACUUUCGGAAAUGAAGCAAGUGAAAUCGAAUCUGUAAAAAUUAGUGCAAAAAAGCCAGGAAGAAAGCUCAGGCCCAUUAGUGAUAACUCUGAAAGCACUGAAGAAAGUGAUACAAGGAGAAAAGUUAAAUCAGCAGAGAAAAUAAGUACACAACGUCAUGAGGUUAUUCGAACUACAGCAUCUUCAGAACUUUCAGAGAAACCAGCUGAGUCGGUCACUUCUAAAAAGACAGGACCCCUUAGUGCCCAGCCCCCUGUUGAAAAAGAGAACUUGGCAAUAGAAAGUCAAUCGAAAACUCAGAAAAAAGGGAAGAUAUCUCAUGACAAAAGGAAGAAAUCAAGAAGUAAAGCCGUAGGCUCAGAUACUUCCGACAUUGUGCAUGUUUGGUGUCCAGAAGGAAUGAAAACCAGUGACAUCAAGGAGUUGAAUAUUGUUUUGCCUGAAUUUGAGAAAACCCACCUAGAGCAAAAACAAAGAAUAGAAUCUAAAGUUUGUAAGGCAGCCAUCGACACAUUUUAUUUUAAUGUUAAAGAACAACUCACCAAAAUGCUUAAAGAAAGCGAGAUGUUGAAAAAUCUGAAAAGGAAGAAUGCUAAGAUGAUUUCAGAUACCGAAAAGAAAAGGCAGCGUAUGAUUGAAGUCCAGGAUGAACUGCUUCGGUUAGAGCCACAGCUGAAACAACUACAAACAAAAUAUGAUGAACUUAAAGAGAGAAAGUCUUCCCUUAGGAAUGCAGCAUAUUUCUUAUCUAAUUUAAAACAGCUUUAUCAAGAUUAUUCAGAUGUUCAAGCGCAAGAACCAAACAUAAAGGAAACGUAUGAUUCAUCCAGCCUUCCAGCUCUGUUAUUUAAAGCAAGAACACUCCUGGGAGCCGAAAGCCAUCUGCGAAAUAUCAACCAUCAGUUAGAGAAGCUCCUUGACCAGGGAUGAGAAGAGCAUUCUACUAAAAUGUGCCCAUAGGAAGACUAGUCUCAUGCUGUUACCCUCUGAAACUGUACCUUUAUAAAUAAAUUGUUUUGCAAAGAA
This is a messenger RNA of Pongo pygmaeus (Bornean orangutan), 2240 nucleotides long. RefSeq names its product centromere protein U (gene CENPU). The coding region runs from base 906 to 2144 and encodes 412 amino acids. Gene Ontology annotation, cellular component: nucleus. The record is from RefSeq and is a predicted model, not a curated record. Lineage: Eukaryota; Metazoa; Chordata; Mammalia; Primates; Hominidae. The transcript has 13 exons.